AUGAUCGCACCGGAGGGCCUGGUGCAGUCCAGCCUGGGUAUUUUAUUGAGAAAUCUUCUUGAGAAGUUUCGAUUUGGAUUGCUCAAUCGCGCAAAAACUUUAUCGGAACAACGACGUUAUCGUAAUCUGUUUGCUGGUGCACCAGGGCGUGUCAAUCAAAGAGGCGCUGCGCACAAAUAUCGCUUGCAGUAUAAUACACCAUAUUCACGACAGUCAUCCCAAAUUUCGGUUGCAGUUUGA
Molecule: messenger RNA, 240 nt
Organism: Gongylonema pulchrum
Lineage: Eukaryota; Metazoa; Nematoda; Chromadorea; Rhabditida; Gongylonematidae
Source: the annotation of a GenBank genome assembly